Molecule: messenger RNA, 777 nt
Organism: Neurospora hispaniola
Lineage: Eukaryota; Fungi; Ascomycota; Sordariomycetes; Sordariales; Sordariaceae
Exons: 3
Coding region: 244-777 (177 amino acids)
Source: RefSeq, a predicted model, not a curated record
CCAGCCUCGCCAUUCACGACCAUGAAACAAAACCAGUUUGUCGGGAUAAGGAACUCAGCCUUUACUAUAAGUAAGCAAGACGACACAACACAAUGCACAAUGGACGCCUUUGCUUAGGUAUCUUAUUGCCUUAAUCGCCUCUACUACCUCUAAGCUACCGGAAAAGCUUCCAGUCAUUGCUUCUACCUCUACCUACCUAUUCACACCACCCCCCAUUAUCCCACCCCCCCUCACCCCCACAAAAUGUGCACAGUAACCUACAACGAAACUAAAUGCUCCCGCUGCAAGACCCUGAUUGAAUCCGAGGUCGACCGCAGUAAAUGCUACGAAGUCUGGAACUCCGAGUUCACCAUGAAUCCCCUAGAUUUCGGGGGGUGUAAAGAAGGCCAGACAUCGGUGACGAAUACGAAAGAGGAAGGGAUGUGUGAUGGAUGCCGGUUGUGCGGUGACUUUGGCGUUGGGGCUGGAAGUUGCCCCCAUUCCUAUUCCCAAUUCGACCCCCCAAGCAAAAUGUGCACAAUAACCUUCAACGAAACCUAUUGCUCCCACUGCAAGAACCUCACCCAAUCCGACAUUGACCGAAACACCUGCUACGAAGUGCUCAAAGCGGAGCACACGGCUAAACCACUGGCCUUUGGUGGAUGUAAAGACGGGCAGACGACAGAAACAACCACGAAGGAGGUGGAUAUGUGUGGUGAUUGUAAGGCUAAGGUUAGGGGUGCGAAUAUCUGGAAGGGGUCGUCGAUGGGGGCGCCGCCGGAUAUGCCGCAGUGGUAG